This is a messenger RNA of Scheffersomyces coipomensis, 2322 nucleotides long. RefSeq lists its product as uncharacterized. The transcript is spliced from 2 exons. The record is from RefSeq and is a predicted model, not a curated record. The coding region runs from base 1 to 2322 and encodes 773 amino acids. Gene Ontology annotation, cellular component: nuclear inner membrane. Gene Ontology annotation, molecular function: chromatin binding. Lineage: Eukaryota; Fungi; Ascomycota; Pichiomycetes; Serinales; Debaryomycetaceae.
AUGGAAGAUGAUAAAUAUUAUCUUCAACCUGGAUUUGAUCCAAAAUCUUUAAAAGUAUCUCAAUUAAGAGGGAUUUUAAAUCAAUAUAAUGUCAUCUAUCCAUCUAAUAUGAAAAAACCUCAAUUAAUAGAUGUGUUCAAUGUUGAGAUCGCUGCUCAUUCCGAUCGUUUGUUACAGGAUUAUCAAAAUGCUAUUUUGAAUAAAAAUGAUAUUGGUUUCAUUGACGUUAAUGGAGGUACUAAAAAAAAAGUAAAGAAAGAAGUAGUGGAUGUUAAAACGCCAUUGAUUGGAUCACCUAAUCCGAUUGUACCAGAGGGAGAUGAUGAAAAGAGUCCAUUUACAAAUGAUAAUGUCUUCCAAUCUCCAAAUUCAACAUUCGAACAAAGUAUAAAUACUAGUAGUAGUGUCACUAAAAAAUCUAAAAAGAGAAAAAAUGAAGAUAGUGAUCAAAUUGAAUCAAGUCCACAAGAAAAAGUCACCACUAAGAAGACAAAAAAAGUGAAGAAGAAUAAAGAAUCAAUAGUUGAUGCUUCAUCAUCAUCUGCUACUCCAUUAUCUUCUCCAAAAGUUAAAUCAACAACUCCAAAGGCAAAAUCAGCAACUCCAAAACCAAAAUCAAAAUUACCAAAAUCAAUCUUUGAUGAUGCAGAAGAUGAUAUUGUAUUAGGUAUUGAUACUAAAUUACCAUCAUCUCCUAAAAUUGAUACACCACCAACAGCUCCAAAAGUUAAAACUCCAAAAUCAAAAACUCCUACCACAACUGCAUCUUCAACUCCAAAAAUUAAAUCAGCUUCAAAAUCUUCAACUCCAAAAGUUACCAAACCAGCUUCAACUAAGAAACAGUCAAAGAAAUUAUCAUCAUCUCCUUUAAUUCCACCUCCAGUGAAUACCACCACCCCAUCUAUAGAUCUUUCAAAAUCUUUUCAAACUGUGGAGGAAGAAUUAGAAGAUUUCGAUAAACAAUUGAAAUCAAUUAAAAAUAGAACUUCUCCUCUUCAGCCUGCCAUUCUUAAUGAUAAUGAUUUGGAAUUGGCUAAAUCAUUAGGUAUAACCAUUGAAGGAUUACCUUCAAGUAAUGCUGAUAUUUCAGCUCAUUUUAGUGAUAUUGCAUCUCCAUCUCCUAAGAAAUCAUCGAUUCCAGGUUUAUCAAAAAGUGCAUUAACUCCUAAACCUCGUCUCUUACCUGAGUUUUCAUUAGAAAAGAAAGAUAAUGAAGAUGAAGAUGAAGAUGAAGAAGAAGUUGAAAUUGAUGAAGUUGAAAAAGAAGAUGAACUUAUUAAGAAAUUAGAAGCAUCAAUUGAACAAGAAGAAGAGUUUAUCCCAAAACCAUCAAAGAAAACAAGAAUCAUUAAAUCCUUAAAAUCAUUAAUUAUUUCAUUUUCAUUAUGGAUAAUUCUUAUUAGUUCAGGACUUUUCGCCUAUUGGUAUUAUCAACAAUUAUUCCUCAUUGGAUAUUGUGGACAAGAAAUUCAACAACAAACAUUCCCCAAUCAUGACAAUUAUUUCAUCCAAAUUUUAGGAGAUUAUUUAGAUUCAAAUUUAAAACCAACUUGUAAACCAUGUCCUUUACAUGCUCGUUGUUUCCCUCUUUUAGAAAUAGGAUGUUAUGAAGAUUUUAUUGAAUUUCAACCAUGGGAUAAUUUUUUAAAACCAUAUAAUAAAGUAUGUGUUCCUGAUUCUAAAAAAGCAGAAAAAUUAGAAAUUAUGAUUGAAGUGGCUAUAGAUUUAUUAAGAUCUAAAAAUAUUAAUACCAAAUGUGGUCAAAAUGAAAAUAUUUUUGAAUCAGGGAUUAAAACUGAUGAUUUACAUGAUUUAUUAUUAAGUAUGAAAGCUCCAUAUAUUACUAAUGAAGAAUUUGAAGAAUUAUGGUCAAGAGCUAAAGUUGAAUUAGAGAAAGAUUCUGAAAUAAUUGUAAGGCAAGUUUUAAAAUGUCAAUUACAAAAUACAUUAACAUUAACUAUAUUUCAUUAUAAAUAUGAAAUAUUAAUCCUUGUGUUGAUUUUCUCAUUAAUUAAAUUUAGUCAAUUUCAAUAUCAACAAUAUAAAUUAAAUUUAAUUAAAAUUGAUAUAAUUUAUCAAGAAGUAUUAAAGAAAUUACAAUAUCAAAAGAGAUCAUCCAACUUAUUAGACAAUGUGAAUCCAUAUAUUGGUUCCAAUCAAUUACGAGAUUUGAUUUUAAUUAAUGAAAAGAAUCUUACUACCAAAUUAAAUCUUUGGAAUGUAAUUCAACGUAAAAUUGAGAUUAAUAGUAAUGUAAGUAUUGAUUUAAUUGAAGAUAAUGGUGAAAUCAUUAAAGUUUGGAAAUGGAUAAGUGAUAUCUAA